UCCCUCCAUCGUUGCAGACAUGCCGAAGUUGGCAACAUUUUCUUGGGCAAUCUUGCUUGUCCUGAUUGCCGCAGUGUUAUCUCCUGCUGCAGCCUACAAUGUUGUCAACUUCGGUGCACGAGGGGACGGGAGGACCGACUCGACUGCAGCCUUUCUCCGUGCGUGGAAGGCAGCGUGCAGCUCCGCUACACCGGCUGCAGUAUCGGUCCCUAGGGGCACGUACUUGGUGAGAUCGAUAUGGUUUACGGGCCCGUGCAGGAGCCGUAUCCUGUUUGAAAUAAGUGGAACCAUUGUCGCCCCGAAUAACUAUAAUGAUAUCGGCAAAUCUGAGUUUUGGAUAUUGUUCUAUAAAGUCAGCAGGUUAACAGUUGUUGGGGGGACAUUGGAUGCUAAAGGUUCCAAGUUCUGGUCUUGUCGACGGGGCGGAAACAAUCACUGCCCUGUCGGGGCGAGGUCGAUAGCAUUCCAAACGUGCAGCAAUGUUGUCGUUAGUGGUUUGACAUCGUUGAACAGCCAGACAAUUCACAUUGGCAUUAACGAGUGCAGCAACAUCAAGAUACAGAAUGUGAAGAUCAUUGCACCGAGUGGGAGCCCCAACACGGACGGCAUCCACAUUGCAUCCUCCCGCGGUAUCACAAUCACCAGCAGCACGAUUAGGACCGGAGACGACUGUGUAUCUGUCGGCCCUGGAUCGAUGAACGUGUAUAUGGAGAAAAUCGGAUGUGGCCCUGGACAUGGCAUCAGCGUUGGGAGUCUGGGCAAUAGUUUCAAUGAAGAGGGAGUGCAGAACGUGACGGUAAUAAAUUCUGUCUUCACAAAGACAGACAACGGCGUCCGUGUGAAAUCGUGGGCGAGGCCAAGCGGUGGCUAUGCGAAGAAUCUCAACUUCAAGAAUCUCAUCAUGAGGAAUGUUGCCAACCCCAUAAUCAUAGAUCAAAAGUAUUGCCCUGAUUACAGAUGCCCUCAUCAGAGCUCUGGAGUGAGAGUGAGUCAAGUGACAUAUAAAAACAUAAAGGGGACGUCGUCGACACAGGCUGCCAUGACGUUCCGGUGCAGUUCGAGCAAUCCAUGCAGUGGGAUCAAACUGCAAGAUAUCAAGCUGACUUAUGUGAAUACUUUGAGAAGGCCAACAGUUUCAUACUGUGAAAAUGCAAGAGGAUCCAGCAGUGGUUCUGUGUUUCCAAGAAGUUGCUGGUAGCAUGUUGGGGAAUUAAUAUUUCAUGUACAGAUUUGAGACUUUGAUACAAUUUUUGUUUUUGUUUUUGGCUAAGUUGUGGAAGGGCACUUCUCUCUGUGCCUGAACGCUGAUAGCUAAUAAUAAUGUUUGUGCUUGAACUUGGGUUUAAUUGUAUUUUACCCAUUGUGAAAUUUAAACACUAGAUAUAGAAAUUCCUUCAAAUGAAAAAAAAAAAUAACAGCGCGA
Messenger RNA from Sesamum indicum (sesame), 1423 nucleotides. The record is from RefSeq and is a predicted model, not a curated record. NCBI's taxonomy places the organism in Eukaryota, Viridiplantae, Streptophyta, Magnoliopsida, Lamiales, Pedaliaceae.